This is a messenger RNA of Mobula hypostoma (lesser devil ray), 5391 nucleotides long. RefSeq names its product glypican 5a (gene gpc5a). The record is from RefSeq and is a predicted model, not a curated record. The transcript has 8 exons. NCBI's taxonomy places the organism in Eukaryota, Metazoa, Chordata, Chondrichthyes, Myliobatiformes, Myliobatidae. Gene Ontology annotation, biological process: regulation of protein localization to membrane; positive regulation of canonical Wnt signaling pathway; cell migration. The coding region runs from base 140 to 1864 and encodes 574 amino acids. Gene Ontology annotation, cellular component: plasma membrane; cell surface; extracellular region.
UGGAUAACUGGCUGCAAUCUGCUUCGAGUUUACAUUUCGGCCGCUUUAGUUGUGAGAGUAAUUAAGAUAAAAUUUAGCGAACAACAAUUUGGCGCUUUUCUAGAUUCGGUUCAUUUUAUUGGCUUUUUCCUUUGAGGAGAUGGGUUGGAAAAUGAGGAAUAUAUCUUAUCUGAGUGCGGCAGUGGUCCUUUGCUUACUCGGGGCCACUUUACAGUCCGAGCGCAGCUGCGAGGAGGUGAAGAAAGUUUUCGAACUGCUUCAAAUCGGACCAUCCAAGUGGGUGCCGGAGACCCCCAGACCUGGGUCUGGUCUUCAGGUAUGCACACUAAAGAACAAAACGUGUUGCACAAGAAAGGUGGAAGAUCAGUACCAGUCAGCAGCUCACCAAGAUCUUCAACAUUUGCUUCAAACAACCAGCUCAACUCUGAAAUAUUUGAUAUCACAGAAUGCAGCUGCUUUUCAAGAAGCAUUUCAGAAUAUAAUUCAGCAAGCUGAGGACAACACCAAGAUACUGCUGAGAACUACAUAUCGAAAAUUGACCCCACAAAUGGCUGCACUAGUUCAAGAGCUCUUCGCCGAUGUUGCACUCUUCAUUUUUGGCUCAGAGAAAAAUGUUGGUGAAUUUGUGAACAGAUUUUUUGACAACCUCUUUCCACUGGUCUAUAAUCAUCUAAUCAAACCAGGCCUUAGUAACGUGUCUCCAGAUUUUACAACGUGUAUUCGAAUGGUAAGGAAGGACCUCAACCCAUUUGGCUAUUUCCCAAAAUUAAUUUCAAGUCAAAUGUCAAAAUCUUUAACAGCUGGGCAUAUGUUCUUGCAAGCCUUAAAUUUAGGAAUUGAAAUAAUUAACACAACUGAUCACUUGCACUAUACCAAAGAGUGCAGCAGGGCUUUGCUGAAGAUGCAGUACUGUUCCCAUUGCCAAGGCUGGACUAAUCAUAAGCCAUGCAUGGGAUAUUGCCUGAAUGUAAUUAGAGGAUGCCUUGCUAAUAUGGCAGAAAUUGAUCCUCACUGGCGGGAAUACAUUAGAUCACUUGAAGAACUAUCAAGCGGAAUACUGGAAACAUAUGAUUUAGAACAAAUUUUACUGAAUCUCCAUUCGUUAGUGAAUGAUGCAAUAAUGAGUGCACAGAUCAAUGGAUCAAAGUUGUCAGCAAUGGUAAAUAGAGCUUGUGGACAUCCUGUUAGAAAACCUGCACAACCUAGAGAUCAUCAGCCAGAUCUUUACGAUAAACAUCAACUGAAAUUCAAUCAUCAGGAAAACGAGGAGUCAUUAUCCAGCAGGCGGAAAGAGUUUAUUAGUAGUCUGCGGUUAUAUAGAACUUUAUACGGUGGCCUGGCUGAUCAGCUCUGUGUGAAUGACUUGGCGACUUCUGAUGGAUUAACUUGCUGGAAUGGAGAAGAUGUAGUCUCGAGUUACACACGACAAGUAGUUGGCAAUGGAAUCAAAGCCCAGUCAGAUAACCCAGAGGUGAAAGUUAAAGGAAUUGAUCCAAUGAUAAAUCAGAUCAUCGAUAAACUGAAGCACAUCAAUCAGCUGUUACAAGGAAAAGUGAUCUCCAAGUACGAACAGUGGCGACGGGCAGGAAAGGGCAGUGGUCAGAUUGAUAGUGAUGAUGUCGAGUUCAGUGGAGACUGUGAUGAUGAGGAUGGCUGCGUUGGCUCAGGAAAUGGAGCAGUAAGAACAGCUUUCAAACCCUCUGAACCAGGGCUGCCUGAGCAAAAAAAUAGGCACAGAUUCGGUCCGAGUGAUGCUGAUACAACCUCUUGGACAAGCAAGCCUGGGGGUGCAGGAGCCAUGCUGCCAUGUGGAAUUAUAACAGUUCCUCUGAUCACUUCGGUAGUUUUGAUUCUCCUUUGGUAAAUUUAUAUCACUCCAUUUCUGCCUAUACCUUAUAGCUGAAUUUUGGAAGUACAUUGCCAUAAAUAUAUUUAACAAUUUAAUGUCAAUGAUAGGCAAUUACUUUUGAUAGAUAUUAGCUUUGAUUAUUUUAGUCAUUCAGAAUGUGCUGCAAAGUAGAUGGGUGAGCUCUAUGCAAUUUUACUCCAGUGUUUUAAAAUAUCGAUACUUACAAAUCCUGUUCCCAUAAUAUUAGCCGUACUGGAUAAAAAAUGCAGACUCAAUUCUGCUUAAAACAAUUGAAACAUGAUCCGUAAGUUCUCAUUAUGCUAUCCACGUCACCUUGUGCCAUCAGCUGCUGGGAAUAAUUAAAAUACGAUCUGGCACUUACUUACUGGCUGUAAAUGUAUAGCUAACGUAGAUUUAGAUCCUAAAUACUUUUCAAAUUAUGUCCACAAUAUUAGUUCCAUUUGCUCCUGUUGGCAUUUCCAGUACUAUCCGUCAAGUAUUCCCCUCCCAUUUGUUGCUUUUCUCCUUUAACUGGUCUUUUUUCUCCACAAUUCUGCCCUUUGCAUUGUUCAAUGGCAGCUCUUGAGGCAAAUCUUCGCUACAGAUUUUUUUGAUGAAAAACAGAAACUUCUCAGAUUCUCUUCCAGGUUCAAUAGGUAUGGAACGGGUUGUCUCAAUAUGAAAUGAGCUUAGUACCAGUGCCUAAUGCAAUGCAACCUAACAUCCAGACAUGAUCAGCUGGGAAAGUGGGCAGCUGGAAUUUAACUCAGCCCAGUGUGAAGUGAUGUAAUCUUGGAAGUUAAGAUCAAGUGGAAGAGUUUGAGAUGUCAUGUUAAGAUUGUAAAACAAAAAAAGUUUGAUAAACCACACUUUUUAUAUUGUGUGAAGGUCUGGUUGUCGCACUACAGAGAAGAUUUGAUUAAGCUAGAGGGGUGUACCAAAGCGACUCACAAAAUGCUACCUGGAUUGGAGUGCUUGAGUUACAAGGAGAGAUUGGCAAGGCUAGCUCUACUUUCCCUGCAAUUAAGGAGGCUAAAAGGGGACAGUAUAAGAGAUAAAAAAUUAUGAGGAUCAAAGUGGUGCUCUACAACCCUCUGGCACUAUAGCAUGCAAGGAACCAGCAGUUAAAAGGAUAUUGAGAGAGAGAACUUUCUGUUGUUGUGUACAGUCAUGGGAUCUCAGUCCAUCCCAAAGGACAUUACAGUCAAAAAAGUACUUUAUAAAAGCAGGAUCAUCCACUGAUUCUGGAAAUCUGAAACAAAAUAGUCACAGUCAUAGUCAUAGUCAUACUUUAUUGAUCCCGGGGGAAAUUGGUUUUUGUUACAGUUGCACCAUAAAUAAUAAAUAGUAAUAGAACCAUAAAUAGUUAAAUAGUAAUAUGUAAAUUAUGCCAGUAAAUUAUGAAAUAAGUCCAGGACCAGCCUAUUGACUCAGGGUGUCUGACCCUCCAAGGGAGGAGUUGUAAAGUUUGAUGGCCACAGGCAGGAAUGACUUCCUGCGACACUCUGUGUUGCAUCUCGGUGGAAUGAGUCUCUGGCUGAAUGUAUUCCUGUGCCCACCCAGUACAUUAUGUAGUGGAUGGGAGACAUUGACCAAGAUGGCAUGUAACUUAGACAGCAUCCUCUUUUCAGACACCACCGUCAGAGAGUCCAGUUCCAUCCCCACAACAUCACUGGCCUUACGAAUGAGAUUGUUGAUUCUGUUGGUGUCUGCUACCCUCAGCCUGCUGCCCCAGCACACAACAGCAAACAUGAUAGCACUGGCCACCACAGACUCGUAGAACAUCCUCAGCAUCAUCCGGCAGAUGUAAAAGGACCUCACUCUCCUCAGGAAAUAGAGAUGGCUCUGUCCCUUCUUGUAGACAGCCUCAGUGUUCUUUGACCAGUCCAGUUUAUUGUCAAUUCAUAUCCCCAGGUAUUUGUAAUCCUCCACCAUGUCCACACUGACCCCCUGGAUGGAAACAGGGGUCACCGGUACCUUAGCUCUCCUCAGGUCUACCACCAGCUCCUUCGUCUUUUUCACAUUAAGCUGCAGAUAAUUCUACUCACACCAUGUGACAAAGUUUCCUACCGUAGCCCUGUACUCAGCCUCAUCUUCCUUGAGGAUGCAUCCAACUAUGGCAGAGUCAAAAUAAGAAAUGCUGUAUAUUCAGCAUGUCUAAUAGCAUCUGUGGAGAAAGAAACAGUUAAUAUCGCCGAUCAAUGACUAGUCAUUAGUAUUUUUGAAGCACAAUCACCAUUUAAUAUGCUACCAUUUAACACACGGUAAAGCUCGUGAAACAGUAAAAUAAUAAUAUCCAAAUCAGUUGUGAAGUGCAUGAAAACACUACUUCUCAAGGGUAAUACAAAAACAAUUUAGAUGUAUAUCUUAAUUUUAAUGUUAUAUAUGAAUAAAAUAAUUUGAAGUUUACACACAAUUAACACAUUUUUAAAAAUUCUGUGGGAUAACAUAUGCUGGAGCAAGAUCUCUAAUCUCUUCAACACAAAACAAUGUGAAAUGUAUCUUUAUUAAGCAUAUUUAACUUUCCACUAGCCCAUUUUUGAUAUGCUCAUUGUUUUCUGUCAUAAGGACAACCAUAUUUAUCCAUGUCAUGAAAGAAAAGCAAAAAAAAAGUGGAAUUCUAAACCAGAAAUAACUAAAAUAAAACAUUUUAUCUGAAUGCUUUAUACAUGGACUUUCACUCUACAAGAUACUCAAAAUUCUUCCUUUUGUUUAUUUUACAAUUCUUCCUCGAGAUGUAGAAUUUGUUACUCAAUGAUCUUGUCAACAGUUAAGUUGAAUGCAGGAAAGGAUUAACAACGGGACUCUCAGAAAAUGGUCUCUAAUACAGCAAGCUUAUGAUUCACUCUUCAAACUGAUUCUGUUUAAAAAGAGUACCUUCUACUUACAGUAAACAGAAUAUAUAACUGAAUAAAUAUUAAUACCUCUCAGUCAAAGCUCAGUGUUAUAUCCAGAAAAAUACAGUGAAUGAAAAUAGUUACACAAUUCAAAACUGUUUAUUCUUCUCUCCAGCAAGAUAUGGGUCUUGUUACCUACAAAUUAAUGUGUUAUUUAUAGCAUUGCCUUCACUCAACGUGAUUUGAUAAACAGGUUGUGCAAUCUUUCAAUAGUUCAAUAGUUCCAUUUAAUAUCAGAAAAAUGUAUCCAAUAUACAUCCUGAAAUCCUUGCUCUUCACAGACAUCCACAAAAACAGAGUGCCCCAAAGAAUGAGUGACAGUAAAAACAUUAAAACCCCAAAACCCCGCUCACACCACCUCCCAUGCACAAGCAGCAGCAUAACAAUGACCCUCCCUAGCUUACUUAAGCAAAAAAGUAUGAACACUCUCCACCCACCAAGCAAGCAAAAGCAAAGCUCCCAAUAAAGACCAUGUUCUGCAAUACAACAAAAACUAAUCAUUCACCCGACAAUCUUUCCCAUCUGGAUAAAGAGUAAUGGUGUCCUUAUAUAUAAUGGCUAAUGUUUGACAUUACAGAAGGAUUGACAUCAUGCUUAAUAAAAUAAAAAUGGAUUUUGCUACACAAAAUGUAAUUCUAACAAAAA